AUGAGAGAAACCGUGGUUCUGUACGCCGGACUUGGUGCGGGGCACCUGGCGCCGAUGGUGGAGCUGGCCAUGCUCUUCCAGCGGCACGGCCUCACUGCCACCGUCGUCAUCGCGGAGUCACCAGCCAAGUCCGCUGCUGCGGUGGCGAGCCCGUCCAUCAACAUUCACGUGCUGCCAUUGCCAACACCCGAGCCCCCGUCUUCGAACGAUCCUGUGGUGCAGAUGUUCGAUCUGCUACGCCGCACGAACGCACCACUCCGUGACUACCUCCGGUCGGUCCUCCCCUCCGUGCGCGCUCUCGUCGUCGACAUAUUUUGCGUCGACGCCCUCGACGUCGCCACGGAGCUCGGCGUGCCGGCAUACCUGCUCUACACCUGCAGCGCGAGCUGCCUCGCCGUCAACCUCAACCUCCCGCACGUGCAGGCCAGGAUCGACGCCACCGGAGAUGUCGGCGGCCCGGUGCUCUCAUUCCCGGGCAAUCGCCCGAUCAAACUCACGGACCUCCCCGACGGUACUUUCGACCCCAACCACGAGCCGUUCAAGGAGUUCCUGCACUUGUCCGCGCGGACGCUGGAGUUCAGCGGCGUCCUCGUCAACACGUUCGAGUGGCUAGAGGCGAGGGCGCUGCGCACGCUCAAGGACGGCUCGUGCAUCCCCGCUGCCAUGCCGCCGGUGUACCCCGUCGGCCCAAUGGUUGCCGGCUGCGGAGGAGGGGACAGGGAGCACGAGUGCCUUGCAUGGCUGGACGGGCAGCCGGAGAAGAGCGUGGUGUUUCUCUGCUUUGGGAGCAGGGGCUGCUUCCCCAAGAAGCAGCUUGAGGAGAUCGCCAUGGGGCUGGAGAGGUCCGGGAAGAGAUUCCUGUGGGUGGUGUCCAGCUCAUCUGAAGAUCAACUACAGGACCUCCUGCCGGAGGGAUUCCUGGAGAAGACCGACGGCAGAGGGUUCGUGGUCAAGUCGUGGGCGCCACAGCCGGAGGUGCUGCAGCACCGGGCGACAGGCGCAUUCUUGACGCACUGCGGGUGGAACUCGGCCCUGGAGGGGAUCGUUGCUGGGCUGCCCCUCAUCUGCUGGCCGCUCUACGCAGAGCAGAGGCUGAACAAGGUGUUCAUCGUGGAGGAGCUGAUGGCCGGCGUGGAGAUGGCAGGGUACGACGGCGAGCUGGUCCCGGCCGCGGAGGUGGAGUCCAAGGUUAGGUUGGUGAUGGAGUCGCCGGGCGGACAGGCGCUACGGGAGCGAGCCAUGGAAGCCAAGGAGAGGGCCGCACGGGCGGCACAGCAAGGUGGAGCAUCCGACGUUGCUUUUGCCGAGUUCCUCGCGCACUUGGAAAGUGUUGUUCGUGGCCAUUAA
Triticum turgidum subsp. durum (durum wheat) is the source of this 1347-nucleotide messenger RNA. The record is from the annotation of a GenBank genome assembly. Lineage: Eukaryota; Viridiplantae; Streptophyta; Magnoliopsida; Poales; Poaceae.